CUUCAGACUUGGAGGUGGGCUGUGCAGCAAACUGAAAUGCUGGCCCCUACUUGCUCCUCGGUGGAGGAGUGAUCCGAACGGGACCGGCUCAGCCUGCGGCUGCCGUGGGCUUUGUGUGGACUGGACUCCGAGCUGGGCGGAGGGGGAGGGUUAUUACUCCAGUUCCCAGGCAGUGGAAUUACAGCUAGCGCGGCAGGAUAUAUGGGAUUGCUUUUUCUCGUCUUCCUGGAGCUGCUCAGGUCCAGUGUAUUUCAAGGAACAGAAAUAUAAAGGAAAUCUAGUAUGCUUCCAUUUUUCCCAUGAAGAAUAUUUGAAUUAAGUUUUCUUUACCUCUUGAAAGAAUAUCUGUUCUUGCAAAACCUGUGACUGCUCCAGAUAUUCUGAAAAAGCAUCAAGAAGCAAAAGCUGGAAAUAGCUAUUUCACAGCAGGUAAUCAUACCUCAGGAUGUAGCUACUGUACAAAGUUUAUACUUGGAUAAUCCUGGAUGGGAAUAAAGGUGGGGGGUAACUGCCUGAAAAACCUAUUACUAUACAGGCCUUAGCAUCAUGAAUGGCUUUCUUCAUGAGGAUCUGAAGUUACUAUCUCUGACCACAUUGCACAGAAGAACCAAUAAGAAUUUCAAAGAGAGCAAUUUCCACUAAGGGAAUUAAGCUACACAAAAGGAACCUUCACACAGAAACUCUGUAAGAAAGGAAAAAAAAUAGGAAGCCAUGUGCUCUACAUAGUAACAGGAAACUGAAUUGUUUCUGGUCCCUCCUUUAAUGAGCUUGCCCACCAUGCUGAACCGCAGCUGGAAUGUUCAUUGACAACAGCAAGCCUGAUCUGGAGGUGUGUGCGGCAUAGAAUUACUUGAAUAAACAGUGAAGAACAUUUCCAAGGACUAAACAAGAGUUUAUAAGUCCCAGCCCCUCACCAGGAAAAUAAUAUUUGUGCAUUGGAUUUUCACUCACGCAAAAUUUACCCACAUCGUUCAAUAAGGGCUCUGAAACUACCUUGUGUAAGGACCUCAACACUGCUGACCAUGAUCAGCCCAGCCUGGAGCGUCUUCCUCAUUGGGACUAAAAUCGGGCUGUUCCUCCAGGUGGCACCACUAUCAGUUAUGGCUAAACCCUGUCCAUCUGUGUGCCGCUGUGAUGCCGGUUUCAUUUACUGUAAUGAUCGCUUUCUGACAUCCAUUCCAACAGGAAUACCAGAGGAUGCUACAACUCUCUACCUUCAGAACAACCAAAUAAAUAAUGCUGGGAUUCCAUCAGAUUUGAAAAACUUGCUGAAAGUAGAAAGAAUAUACCUAUAUCACAACAGUUUAGAUGAAUUUCCUACCAACCUACCAAAGUACGUCAAAGAGUUACAUCUGCAAGAAAAUAACAUAAGGACCAUCACUUAUGAUUCACUUUCAAAAAUUCCCUAUCUGGAAGAAUUACAUUUAGAUGAUAACUCUGUCUCAGCUGUUAGCAUUGAAGAGGGGGCAUUCAGAGACAGUAACUAUCUCCGCCUGCUCUUCCUGUCUCGUAAUCACCUUAGCACAAUCCCCUGGGGUUUGCCCAGGACUAUAGAGGAGCUCCGUUUGGAUGAUAACCGCAUAUCCACUAUCUCAUCACCAUCUCUUCAAGGCCUCACUAGCCUAAAACGCCUGGUUUUGGAUGGAAACCUGCUGAACAACCAUGGAUUGGGUGAUAAAGUUUUCUUCAACCUAGUCAACUUAACAGAACUGUCACUGGUGCGGAAUUCCCUGACUGCUGCACCAGUAAACCUUCCAGGCACAAACCUGAGGAAGCUUUAUCUUCAAGAUAACCAUAUCAAUAGGGUGCCCCCAAAUGCUUUUUCUUAUCUGAGGCAGCUGUAUCGACUUGAUAUGUCCAAUAAUAACCUAAGUAAUUUACCUCAGGGUAUCUUUGAUGAUUUGGACAACAUAACACAAUUGAUUCUUCGAAACAAUCCCUGGUAUUGUGGAUGCAAGAUGAAAUGGGUACGUGACUGGUUACAAUCACUACCUGUGAAGGUCAACGUGCGUGGGCUCAUGUGCCAAGCUCCAGAAAAGGUUCGAGGGAUGGCUAUCAAGGACCUCAAUGUGGAACUGUUUGAUUGUAAGGACAACCCGGUUGUAAGCACCAUUCAGAUAACCACUGGGACGCCCAAUACGGUACAUCCUGCUCAAGGCCAGUGGCCAGCUCCUGUGACCAAACAACCAGACCCGAAGAACCCCAGACUCACUAAGGACCAGCGAACCACAGGGAUUCCGGCAAGAAAAACAAUUAUCAUUACUGUGAAAUCUGUCACCCCUGACACAAUUCAUAUCUCUUGGAAACUUGUCCUACCUAUGACUGCUUUAAGACUCAGCUGGCUCAAACUGGACCACAGCCCAGCGUUUGGAUCUAUAACUGAAACAAUUGUAACAGGAGAACGCAGCGAAUACUUGGUCACAGCCCUGGAGCCUGAUUCACCCUAUCGAGUCUGCAUGGUUCCCAUGGAAACCAGUAACCUCUAUCUAUUUGAUGAAACUCCUGUUUGUAUUGAGACUGAAACUGCACCCCUUCGAAUGUACAACCCUACAACCACCCUUAAUCGAGAGCAAGAGAAAGAACCUUACAAAAACCCCAGUCUGCCACUGGCCGCCAUCAUUGGCGGGGCUGUGGCCCUGGUGGCCAUCGCCCUGCUGGCUUUGGUGUGCUGGUACGUUCACAGGAACGGGUCCCUCUUCUCACGGAACUGUGCGUACAGCAAAGGGCGGAGGAGAAAGGACGACUAUGCGGAAGCCGGCACCAAGAAGGACAACUCCAUCCUGGAAAUCAGGGAGACUUCUUUUCAGAUGUUACCGAUAAGCAGUGAACCCAUCUCAAAGGAGGAAUUUGUGAUACACACCAUAUUUCCUCCUAAUGGAAUGAAUCUGUACAAAAACAAUCACAGUGAAAGCAGUAGUAACCGAAGCUAUAGAGACAGUGGUAUUCCAGACUCGGAUCACUCACACUCAUGAUGCAGGAGGACUUGCAGCAGACCAUGUGUCGGUUUUUUUAAACCUAAGGGGGGUGAUGGUAGGAACCCUGCUCUACUGCAAAACACUGGAAAAAGAGACUGAGAAAAGCAAUGUACUGUACAUUUGCCAUAUAAUUUAUAUUUAAGAACUUUUUAUUAAAAGUUUCAAAUUUCAGGUUACUGCUGCGAUUGAUGUAGUGGAGAUGCCUGAACACAAUUCUAUAUUUUAGUAUUUUUUAGUAAUUUGUACUGUAUUUUCCUUGCAAAUAUUGAAGUUAUAAACCAUUUACUUUGUGUUCUACUGAGUAAGAUGACUUGUUGACUGUGAAAGUGAAUUUUCUUGCUGUGUUGAACAAUCAGGACUGCAUUCACAUGAGAUCCUUGUAGUAUAAGCACAGGCCAUUUUUCACUUUGGUAUUAAUAAAAUGUAAAAAAAAAAUAAAAACUGGCUGAAUGAGAAAAAUUAAAUUUCAAAAAGUAGUUAUGAAAUAAUGUUCCAACUAUUAAAUUUGUAUUCCAGUGGUAUUCAAUAAUCAAAAUAUGUGAAGUAAUGGGCAAUAUCAGACUUGCUGCAUAGCUCCAUUUUUAUGCUAAGUAAAUUAGACCUCCUUAAGAAAAUAAACAUUAUCUUCUAAACUGAAUACAUCAGUUGGCCGAAAAGGAGGGUGAAGUCUGCUGUUGUUAAUGCCAUUGUUAACAAAGCUUUGAUAAUAAAGGACUUCACGAAAACAAUAAUGUAAGCGUGCUUCCAAGUGGGGGAAACUUGUACUUAGGAAAAAACAUGAAAA
Dama dama (fallow deer) is the source of this 3759-nucleotide messenger RNA. RefSeq names its product fibronectin leucine rich transmembrane protein 3 (gene FLRT3). The coding region runs from base 1023 to 2972 and encodes 649 amino acids. The record is from RefSeq and is a predicted model, not a curated record. Gene Ontology annotation, molecular function: protein binding. The transcript has 3 exons. Lineage: Eukaryota; Metazoa; Chordata; Mammalia; Artiodactyla; Cervidae.